AAUCCGGCCAUUUGUUAACAAUGGCGGACGAACAUGGGGAAGAAUCUGAGAUUAACGUCAGUGUUUCUUCUCAAGAAAAAGAACAAGUUGAACAGCGCGUUGAAGAAGAAAUUGUCCAUGAAGUUGUCUCACCAGACCAGUCAUGGAGGCAGGACGAAUCUGAUUUAAUUCUUAACUUGGAACGUGAUGAAGGAGACGGUAGUGCGAAGACCGAUGACGAGGAAGGAAAUGCUACCGAGCACGCGGGCGAGCUGGCCGAGGACGGCCCGCUAGACGACCCCUUCAUAGACGAUGCUGGCGUCUUCUGUCUGGACACCGAGGCUGAAGUGAAGCAGAAAAUCUCAACUUACGAGACGAAAUCGGGGACGCAUUUCAUUGUGCUGAAAAAGGAAAAGGGUUAUACUCAAACUAGAUGGAAGUUCAAGAGGCUGAGUUGGUCACAGAAAUCCUCCAGCACAGUAGCCAUCCCGUUUGACGGCACGCCCUUCAUGUAUCUUGGACAAGUCCUGAUGGGCUGCCAUCAGGGCAAGGACAAGAACAAGGGCAUCAAGAAGAAGUACCGAGAAAAAGUUGCCAAGCGUACUGAGAGUAAAGACGAUGACUACAGACCCACCAAGCGACUGUUGACGCCAUCAACAAAGAAGUUGGACUGCCCAGCAGUAAUGAGCAUCAAGAAAGUGAUCAAAUUCCCAGACUACAAGGUUGCUGCUAGCGCCUCAAUACACACCAAACGGAAGACGUUCCAGGAGAUAGGGGCCAUCAUGAAGAAGGACGCAAAGUCCUUAAACCUAGAGAUGAAGUUUUACCUGAAGGUUCCAGACAUCGGGCAACACGAGAACCACCCUGUUGGCGUGGAGUACGCCAAAACCUUGCGCUCAAAAGUCAGCCGUCCCUCUGUGCGUAAGAUGACCUUUAAGGCGGUGGUGGAGGCUGCGCAACGCAUCAGCAGCCUCAUCAACGUGACGCCCAUCCAUCGGAGCGCCACCGUGGACCAGCUGACAGGACGCAAAGUCUUCUUCAAAGCCGAGCUGUUCCAGAAGACGGGGUCCUUCAAGGUCCGAGGAGCUUUGAACGCUAUACUGUGUUUGAAGGAAAGAAAUGUGCCUUUUAAUGGUGUGGUGACACAUAGUACCGGCAACCAUGGCCAGGCACUGGCCUAUGCCGCUCAACUGAUAGGUGUCCAGUGUGCUGUGGUCAUCCCUGAUGACACGCCGGCUGUCAAGGCAGAAGCCAUCAUGAAUUACGGAGCACAGCUGAUCUUCUGCCAGCCUUCACAGGCGUCCAGAUCAGAGACGUGUGCCAAAGUACAAGAAGAGAAGGGUUAUCAUUACGUGUCGCCUUAUGAUGAUUACGAUGUCAUCGCUGGCCAGGGUACGCUAGGCUUGGAGCUCUUAGACCAGUGCCCCAAUGUGCAGGCAAUCCUCAUACCUACCAGCGGGGGCGGCCUGGCUGCAGGGAUUGCUACAGCUGUCAAGGGAAUCAGGAAAGAUGUCAAAAUUUUCUGUGUGGAACCGGAGGGGAAAGACCUAGAAAAAUCCCUUCGACAUGGGAAGCGAAUGUGGCCCAACCCGCCCCGCUCACUCCAGACAGUCGCUGACGCCAUCCGCACGCAGCAGCUGGGAAAGUUGACCUUUCCAAUCCUCAAGGAAAAAGCAGAGAAGGACGUCUUCACAGUGAGUGACAGAGAAAUCGUCGCAGCUAUGCAAUUUGCAUGGACAAGGUUGAAGUUGCUAAUUGAGCCAGCCGCUGCUACGGGAGUGGCUGCCAUUUUCUCUGACCGGAUGAGAGAGAUUGAUCCCUCCAUGGAGAAUGUGGCAGUCAUUCUGUGCGGAGGCAACGUGGACCUGGCGAGACUACCGUGGCCUCAGAUGAAGUAGGACUGAGCAGUCCCAACUUGUAGAAUUGGAUGUUGAUUUGACACAACUGGUGUGGACUCUGUUUUUACAAGUACCCCCUCAACGGUUGACAAAGAGACAGUCAGACAACUGUAGCACACAUUCUGAUGAGUUUUAGCAGUGUGUAAUUCGAGCGAAACAAGCACAGAUCGCUGCACACAUGUGUGGUGUCAUGGAGCUCUCAUCAAUGAUCACAAAGGGCCAUAUACUGCUCAUGCACCGAGACUGUAAUGUUGGCUCUUCGAGUUACCGUGGACAUUGUCCAGAAAUAUUGAAAAAGAUCACAGGCCAAUAAGCGUUACUGCGGUAUUUUAUGAGAUGGAAUUUGCAUUUUUUUCCUCUUCCUUUACCCUUCACUUAAAAAUGUUCAAUAUUCAGUGUUGUCUGAGGGUUUGCGAGAAAAACUUCACUAGCUUACUCGGGUGGGACUCGAACCGGCUGAUUAAUAUGGAUGUCUUGCCUCAAAGCAUUACUUUGUUGUUUAAAGGUAGAGUACAUCAUUUGCAGCUAUCCAAAAAGUAACUGACCAAAUUAUUGUUGAAAAGCUUACUUGGUUUUAAGAUUGUAAUGGCGCUAAACUCCCUGUGAAAUUAUUCCUUCAGGUAUGCUGUCAUUUGGAAGAAAACCAUCAAAGAAGGCCAUUUCAAAAGAUGCGUCACGUGACGCAUUUUUGGAAAUUUCCGUUAGUAGUUGGUUUGUAUUUCAGCGAAUCCAUGAAUGGGUGGGCACAAGCGUUGAUUGCUAUUAUCUGUCAGUUCAGUGCGUGACAUCACGUAGCUGCAAUCGGCUGAAUGAGAACGUAUCCCGGACACUGAUUUCUGGCACAAUUCAAAACAUGACUCGGCAAAGUUUGAAUUGAAAUCGAGAUCCUAGAAUAUUGUUUUCUCGGAACAUACAGCAUUCACUGAGCUGAAACUUCAUCAGGUUAAUAGUUGUUCAGCAUCUGUCUCUAGAUUUUAAGCACUUUUGUUGCUUCAAAUGAAAAAAAAUGCACAAAUGACAACUGAUCUACCCUGCAUGUAACUAAUGAUCUCUGGAUGCAGAACAAAACAGCAGUUUGCAAAUAGUGAUUCUGUUAUUGACACGAGUUUAUUUCUUUCCAUGUUAUCAGCCAUUAUAUACUUGUGUAUUGAGAACUGAAUUCUAAAAUUAUCAAGCACAAUUUCAUACAGCACAAAUGAUGCCUUCCAGUCUCUUCCAUUUCUAAUCUAUGCCUUUCUUUGUAACAAGCAGUUGCAAAUUAUUGUGUAAAAAUGUACAAAGUGAUCAGUCAUUUAAUAAAAGUGAAAUCGAAAAA
Messenger RNA from Patiria miniata (bat star), 3192 nucleotides. Its product is annotated as serine racemase-like. Bases 21 to 1877 code for a protein of 618 amino acids. NCBI's taxonomy places the organism in Eukaryota, Metazoa, Echinodermata, Asteroidea, Valvatida, Asterinidae. The record is from RefSeq and is a predicted model, not a curated record. Gene Ontology annotation, biological process: D-serine biosynthetic process; pyruvate biosynthetic process; L-serine metabolic process. Gene Ontology annotation, molecular function: ATP binding; DNA-binding transcription factor activity; threonine racemase activity. The transcript is spliced from 13 exons.